CGUGUGCUAGUUGAACUAAGGGACGGAACGAACCAGUGUCUCGGCUGUUUCAUGAACCGUGUGUCGUGUGGGGCCGAAAACACGAAGCGCUGCGUUAGCUUCUCCUCCCCCAGCUCCACCGUUAGCUGUCGGUGGUGCUGCUAGCUGGAUUUUGGAGUUAGCCGAACCGGGCUACAGAUGAUAUGAUGAAGCUGGUCCGGUCUGCGGGGGACAGCUUGUCUUCCUGACCUCUGCUGGUUUGACACCCGAGAAAAUAAGAACCGGAUGUUAACUUAUAGUUCGCAGAGGAGGUGGCCAAGCUGCAGAAGCACCUGGCCCUGCUCAGGCAGGAGUAUGUGAAGAUGCAACAGAAGCUGGCUGACACAGAGAGGCGCUGUGCUGUGCUUGCUGCUCAGGGUUCUGGUCAGGGCUCCCCCAGCCCUGCAGCAGCAGCAGACACCUUCAUUAGUCGUCUGCUGGACAUCGUGGCCGACCUCUAUCAGCAGGAACAUUACAGUGAUCUGAAAGUGAAAGUUGCAGGGGAAACGCUUAGUGCCCAUAAGUUUGUUUUGGCUGCUCGCAGUGAUGUCUGGAGUCUGGCUAAUCUCACCUCCACCUCUGAACUGGACCUAUCAGACUGUAAGCCUGAGGUUGCCAUGGCAAUGUUGCGCUGGGCUUACACUGAUGAGUUGGAACUCAGUGAGGAUGAUGCCUUUCUUAUUGACCUGAUGAAGCUGGCUAACCGCUUCCAGCUACAGCUGCUUCGAGAGAGGUGUGAAAAAGGCGUGAUGUCCUCUGUGAAUGUCAGGAACUGCAUUCGCUUCUACCAGACAGCUGAGGAACUAAACGCCACCACGCUGAUGAACUACUGUGGGGAGAUCAUAGCCAGUCACUGGGAUGAUCUAAGAAAAGAAGAUUUCAGCACCAUGAGUGCCCAACUUCUAUAUAAGAUGAUCAAAUCUAAAACAGAGUAUCCUCUCCACAAAGCCAUCAAAGUUGAGCGGGAAGAUGUGGUCUUUCUCUAUCUUAUUGAGAUGGACCCGCAGCUCCCUGGCAAGCUAAAUGAAUUAGACAACAAUGGUGAUCUGGCAUUAGACCUGGCACUCUCUCGUAAAUUGGAAAGUAUUGCCACCACUCUGGUUAACAACAAAGCCGAUGUGGAUAUGGUGGACCAGAGUGGCUGGAGCCUCUUGCAUAAGGCCAUCCAAAGAGGUGAUGAAUUUGCAGCAAUCUUCCUGAUUCGCCACUCAGCUCAGGUGAAUGCAGCCACAGUGGGGGCCGUGGAAACCCCACUUCAUCUGGUCUGUUCUUUUAGCCCCAAGAAACAUUCUGUGGAAGUAAUGAGUGGCAUGGCACGAAUCGCAGAGGCUCUGCUCAAGACCGGAGCCAACCCCAACAUGCAGAACAGCAAGGGCAGGACUCCGUUACAUGAAGCUGUUGCAUCAGGGAAUGAGCCAGUGUUCAGCCAGUUACUAGAUUGCAAACAGCUUGACCUCGAACUCAAGGACCAUGAAGGCAGCACAGCUCUGUGGCUGGCCUUGCAGUAUAUCACCGUGUCUUCAGACCCAUCAGUAAAUCCAUUUGAGGACGAUGCACCAGUAGUAAAUGGCACCUCAUUUGACGAGAAUAGCUUUGCAGCACAGCUCAUCCAGAGAGGGAGCAACCCUGAUGCACCUGACACUACCACAGAAAACUGCCUCAUGCAGAGAGCAGCUCGGGCAGGCAACGAGGCAGCUACUCUUUUCCUAGCUACUCAUGGAGCGAAGGUCAACCAUGUCAACAAAUGGGGUGAGAGCCCGCUUCAUACAGCAUGUCGCUGUGGCCUGGCAAGCCUGACAGCAGAGCUGCUCCAGCAGGGAGCCAACCCCAACCUACAGACACAAAAGGCUCUGCCUGACGACACCCAUGGCGUAGCGACACAGACCCCUCUCCACAUGGCCAUUGCUCACAACCACCCAGAUGUGGUCUCUGUCAUCCUUGAGCAAAAAGCCAAUGCACUUCAUGCCACCAACAACUUCCAGAUCAUUCCAGACUUCAGUCUCAAAGAUUCAAUGGACCAGACUGUGCUGGGCUUGGCCCUCUGGACAGGUAUGCACACUAUAGCAGCUCAGCUGCUGGGCUCAGGGGCUUCUAUCAACGACACUAUGUCCAAUGGACAAACCCUGCUUCAUAUGGCCAUUCAAAGACAGGACAGCAAGAGUGCACUCUUCCUUCUUGAACAUCAGGCUGACAUCAAUGUGAGAACUCAAGAGGGACAAACAGCACUACAGUUGGCCAUUAGUAACCAGCUGCCACUGGUGGUAGAUGCCAUUUGCACAAGAGGAGCUGAUAUGUCAGUGGUGGAUGACAAAGGGGACCCUCCACUGUGGCUGGCUCUUGAGAACGGCCUGGAAGAUAUUGCAUCCACACUGGUCCGCCAUGGCUGCGAUGCAACUAGUUGGAGCACAGGGCCCUCUGGCUGCCAGCAGACUCUCCUGCACAGAGCUGUUGAUGAGAACAAUGAGGUGUCUGCUUGCUUCCUCAUUCGCAGCGGGUGUGACGUGAACAGCCCCAGGAAGCCAGGGCCAAAUGGGGAAGGAGACGAAGAAGCCAGAGAUGGGCAAACGCCCCUCCAUCUAGCGAGCACUUGGGGAUUGGAGGAGGUGGUGCAGUGCCUUCUAGAGUUUGGAGCUAAUGUUAACACCCAGGAUGCAGAGGGUAGAGCUCCUGUCCAUGCUGCCAUUAGCAGCCAGCACAACGUCAUCAUCCAGCUCCUCAUCUCCCAUCCAGACAUUCGUCUUAACAUUCGCGACCGUCAAGGAAUGACCCCCUUCGCCUGCGCCAUGACGCACAAGAACAAUAAGGCAGCAGAGGCUAUCCUCAAGAGGGAGCCAGGUGCUGCUGAACAGGUGGAUAACAAAGGCCGUAAUUUUCUACACGUGGCUGUGCAAAAUUCAGAUAUCGAAAGUGUCUUGUUCCUCAUCAGCGUCCAAGCCAAUGUCAACUCCAGGGUUCAGGAUGCAGCCAAACUCACCCCUCUCCACCUCGCUGUCCAGGCUGGAUCUGAGAUCAUUGUCCGCAACCUGUUGCUUGCUGGAGCAAAAGUAAAUGAGUUGACAAAACACAGGCAGACAGCAUUACACCUGGCCGCCCAACAGGACCUGGCCACUAUUUGUUCUGUGUUGAUCGAGAAUGGAGUAGACUUUGCUGCUGAGGAUGAAAAUGGAAAUAAUGCUCUGCAUCUGGCUGUGAUGCAAGGCCGCCUUAAUAAUGUGAGAACCCUACUCACAGAGUCCAACGUUGAUGCUGAGGCCUUUAAUCUCAGGGGUCAGUCACCGAUGCACGUAUUAGGCCAUUAUGGGAAAGAAAAUGCUGCCGCCAUUUUCGAGUUGUUCCUGGAGUGUAUGCCUGAAUACCCUCUGGACAAACCAGAUAAUGAAGGGAACACAGUUCUGCUCCUGGCCUACAUGAAAGGAAAUGCAAAUCUGUGCCGUGCCAUUGUGAGGGCUGGGGCUCGACUGGGCAUCAACAAUAAUCAGGGCAUCAACAUUUUCAACUACCAAGUUGCAACCAAACAGUUGCUCUUUCGCCUUCUAGAUAUGCUGUCCAAAGAGCCCCCAUGGUGUGAUGGGUCAAACUGUUAUGAAUGUGUUGCCAAGUUUGGUGUAACAACACGGAAACAUCACUGCCGCCACUGUGGGCGCCUGUUGUGUCACAAGUGCUCUAUAAAGGAGAUACCCAUCAUCAAGUUCGACCUGAACAAGCCAGUGAGGGUGUGUGACAUCUGCUUUGAUGUCCUAACUCUGGGUGGGGUAUCGUAAUGUAUUGGCCUGGAUAUCCUCCAUCCUCUGACACUGGCCAUGCCAGGCCCAACUCGGCACAGUUUUUCAGGCACACCAGGACAAGGGACAUCAGUAGCAGGACAAACUAACAAGAGAUUCCUGGACAUGGACCAUAGCCUUUAUACUCUUCCAGUCUAUGAAAAACUAUUAAUGUUCUAGAGGGACGUUCAAUUUGAAAGUGAAACAUUGUCUUUUUGUUUCUGUUUUGAUCAAAGUAUCUUAAAGAUGAUAUAAGCAGCUCCUCCAGCUCAGUGACAGCUGGACAGAAUUUGUUAAUCAUUUUCCCAAGCUAAAUAAUGUGUUUGUACCGAUGACCUCUCAUUAUUACAAGCAGGUAACUGCUGUACAAUUCAAUCAUGAAUGAUCAAAUCAAUUCAGAGGAGUGGUUGUCCUCUUCUCUCUUGGUAUAGCCUCCUUCAUGAUGUGUGACCAAAAAAAAUCACUGCUACCAAAUGAAUAUUAACCUUCAUUUAAGAGCUGAGGCUGCUGUCCACCAAGUGACUGAACCAACAGCAUGUACUCUGCAAACUGUCAUUCACUCUUCUGUCAGCCCAAUUCUGU
Messenger RNA from Paralichthys olivaceus (Japanese flounder), 4361 nucleotides. It is a transcript of the gene ankfy1, whose product is annotated as ankyrin repeat and FYVE domain containing 1. The record is from RefSeq and is a predicted model, not a curated record. Gene Ontology annotation, molecular function: protein binding; metal ion binding. Lineage: Eukaryota; Metazoa; Chordata; Actinopteri; Pleuronectiformes; Paralichthyidae.